Chiloscyllium plagiosum (whitespotted bambooshark) is the source of this 5686-nucleotide messenger RNA. Its product is annotated as vitamin D3 receptor B-like. Lineage: Eukaryota; Metazoa; Chordata; Chondrichthyes; Orectolobiformes; Hemiscylliidae. Gene Ontology annotation, molecular function: vitamin D response element binding; nuclear receptor activity; zinc ion binding. Gene Ontology annotation, cellular component: nucleus. Gene Ontology annotation, biological process: positive regulation of transcription by RNA polymerase II; negative regulation of transcription by RNA polymerase II; cell differentiation. The record is from RefSeq and is a predicted model, not a curated record.
GUGAUUCAGCUAUGAAGAGAGACUAGGUAGGUUGGAGUUGUUUUCUUUAGAACAGAGAAGACUCAGGAGAGAUCGGAGUUGUUCUGAGAAACAUAGACAAGGAGAAAUGUUUUCUCUAACUUGAGGGGUCAAGAUCCAGGGAACACAGUUUUCAGGUCAUGAGUAAGAGAUUUAGAGGGGAUUUGAGGAAACCGUUUUGCUUCCAUAGGAUUGUGGGUAUCUGGAAUGCAUUGUCUGAAAGGGUAGUAGAGUCAGGAAUUCUAAAGACAUUUAAGAACUAUUUAGAUGAACACUUGGAACGUUAAAGCAUACAAGUGCUAUAAAAUGGGAUUAGAAUGGUUGGAUGUUUGAUCAAUGGCAUGGACACAAUGGGUGGAAAGGCCUUAUUUCAUGUUGUAAAAACUCUUUAUUAUUCUAUCUUUGCUUCUUGGUGCCACCAUGCCAGGUACCAUUAUCAGAUGCGAGAUCAACAGACAACUUUCUCUGUUUUGGACCUUGCUUGCCUGUUCCAGCUGAGGGAAUUCACAAUAGCAACCUUCCCUAUUGACUCAUUACAUCUUCUUUGCGGAACACCAAACUUAUGCUCGUCGGUCCCAAGGAGAAGCAUGAAGAAAAAGGCCAAUUUCACCUGUCCUUUUAAUGGCAACUGCUCAAUUACAAAGGAUAACAGAAGACAUUGUCAAGCAUGUAGACUCAAGCGAUGUCAGGAUAUUGGCAUGAUGAAAGAAUUCAUUUUAACAGAUGAAGAAGUUCAACGGAAAAAGGAGAUGAUUUUAAAACGUAAAGAAGAAGAAGCAGUCAAGGAGGCAAAGAAACCAAAAUUGUCAGAUGAACAAGAAAAAUUGAUUGCCUUAUUAGUUGAUGCCCACCAUAAAACAUUCGAUACAUCGUAUUCGUACUUCAGCCAAUUCAGACCACCAGUCCGGGAUGAAUCUAAAAUGGAAGAAUCCGAGCAAUCCACUUCUACUGAUGCGUCACAGAAUCUCUGCUCAGCUGAUACUUUUGGUUUCGAUUCUUUCACUGCAUCCUUCCCAGAAGGUUGCAAUCUAUCUAUAGAUAUGUCGGAGUUACCAAAAUUAGAUUUCUCCAUCUUUGGGAUGAUUCAAGAUGGCACCAACAGUCCCAUGAGGAGUGAAAAACUACCUAUGCUGCCUCAUCUGGCUGAUCUGGUCUCUUACAGCAUACAGAAAGUAGUUUACUUUGCAAAGGCCAUCCCUGGAUUCAGGGAGUUGCUUGCGGAUGACCAAAUUGCCCUUCUGAAGUCAAGUGCAAUUGAAAUUAUUAUGCUACGAUCAAACGAGUCCUUCUCAGUGGAGGAUAUGUCCUGGAAAUGUGGAAAUGAUGAGUUCAAAUAUGAUAUAAAUGACGUCACCAAAGCUGGCCAUUCCCUGGAGUUGCUUGAACCACUGAUAAAAUUUCAGGUCGGCUUGAAGAAUCUGAAUUUACACGAAGCAGAACAUGUUCUUCUCAUGGCUAUCUGCAUCCUUUCACCGGAUCGUCCCGGAGUACAGAACCGUGUUCAAGUGGAGCGUAUUCAAGAUGGGUUAUCCGAAACUCUUCAGUCAUACAUCCGAGCCAAACAUCCUCCUCCAGGUAAUCGGUUAUUGUAUCCGAAGAUGAUCCAGAAGUUGACAGACCUCCGAAGCCUGAGCGAGGAACAUUCCAAACAGUUCCAGUCUCUGACCUUUAAUCCUGAUUGUAACACACACCUUACACCACUUGUGCUUGAGGUAUUUAGCAAUGAUGUCGAUCAGUGAACCACUUUCUUUUGUUGCAAACAUUUAGGUUCACACAGGGUAGCAGGCUUGAUGCACACACAGCGUUUCCUUUGAAAAACUGGGUUUCCAACUAUCAAAUGAUACUCUGAAGUACUUUCUGAAUUGUUUUGGACCAGUGAUCUAAAGAGAGGAGGGAUGGGGUGAUAAUUCAGUUUGUAAAGGAAUUUCCACUUGUACAGAUAUUUUACGAUGUAGCAAUAACAAUGGAAAGUAAAAGUGAUAGUUUUCUCUAUCACUUCAUUUGUACCUGAAACAUGAGAACAAGGGCAACAUUUUAAGCAUCUAGUGAAUAUAUUUGAUGAAUGUAAACAAAGUACAUCUGAUCUUUGAAUUUAACACUCAAAAUAGAUGAUGUCACCCAUCAGUCCUCUUAAUGUUUCCGUGUUACAUGUACACAUGCAGUAAUUGCAGGGUAAAUGACCAUUUUUGCCAAUCUUAGCAUUUUUACAGUUUUCUUAAUAUUCAUGAAAUGCUUUUAGAUAAUCUGAAAAUGCAGUUGGCAGGGAUGAUGAGUAAAUGUUAUCAGUGGCAGAAAUUCCAGCAAUGUCCAUGCCAAAAGCAGGCACUAAACUACUACAAGAAUCAAGUACACCUUCAGAGGCCUUCGUCUGUUGGUGUCCUACUUCCUGCUGCCCCAGAAAGGAUUCCCUGCUUGGUCUUUGAGUGUUCACGACAUGUUACUCACUAGAAGUGAUAGACAAGGAUCUGAUGAAUUGGCCAUCAUCAUGACCUGCACAACUGAAGACUUGUGGAUUAAAAUUAGACAAAUAGCAUGUAAUCAGGAAGUUGUAAUCACCUUCACUCCACUAUGUUCGCAUAUGCCUUUGGGAAAGAAGGCAGUUUUCAAUGGUCUUUUCCACAAAACUAUGUAAGCACAUAUUUAUUUCUUGGUCUUUUUUGGAAGUCAAUUCAGGUUCCAGAACUCUGCAGCGAUGACAGUUGCAUUUGGAGUCCCUCACUGGCGCCACUCACAUUAAUUCAUUGAAAACCUGGGGUUGUAGAAGCAAAGAAUUAGGAUUUCUUAAACUAUACAUAACUUAGAUUGUCAUUGAAUCUGAUCAUAUGUCACACCUGCUGUGUUGAGCCUUUUUCUUGUUUUCAUGGUUUUUAUUUGAAAAUUACAAGGUAGAGCUCCUGAUUUGGGAAUUUGUGCAGGGAAUAGUUCAAUCAUAAAAUCCACGUUUUGUGUUCAAUCCCUGAUCUGUACUGAGGCAGUGGUCUCUGCCAGUUUGGAUGUAAGGGUAUUGCAUUCGGUGUUGGCACUCUUGGAAAAAGGUGGGGGAAAUCAACAUAGGUGCUUGAUCCUGGCCAUUACACACUCCUGCUGGAAGAGCACAGGAUUGGGCAAAGACGCAAUGUGGCUUGGUUGACACCAUAGUGGUGGAAUUUCUUGUUAACAUUCACCAUAUAGGUUCCUACCUGAAGAAUAGUUACUUGAGGUACCUCUGGAAUUGUAUUUCCACACGAGUUAACACCUUCUGAAGAGGGAUGUAAAUUUUUGGAAAAAGGCAAAAAAAAAUGCAAGUUGCAUUUGGAGAACCCAUUGGUACGAAACUGAUUCUCUUACACCAGACUUUACAAUGUGUCGGAAAUGCUGCAGUGACAUCAAUCUGACCUGAAGUACAGAUCUUAAUGUCUGUAUAUUGCACAAUAUGCGUACAACUAUCUGUACAACAGUUGUGGUACUUAUGUCUGUGAACAAUUCACUGUCUGUCUCAUUUUUUUAUUCAACCAGAAUUCAUGUACAGCAGCAGCCAUUUUAUGCACUUAUUCUCUGGAAGCAAGUAACAUUGUUUCAUACUCAGGAAAUCCGCAUUCCCUUCAGGUUGUAAAGAAAUAGAAAUGUUUAAAACUGCAUUUAAAAAUGUUUUACAGCAUUGACCAGUGUGGUUGUAUUAACAUUGUAUUCCAUAUGGUGCUGAAUCCAGAUCUGGGCAGGUUGAAAAUAUACUUCUUUGACGCCAAUGGUGUCACUUACAAACAGGUCACAUGGAGAUCUGGAAUUUUACUAAUUGCAAAAGACAAUCCUUCCCACCUAGUGUCCCUACCUGGUUGAUGCUUAUGUGGAUGUUCUGUACUGGGGGUAAACUUGUAUUUCAUUUCAGAAAGCAAGUUAUAGAAGUGCUGACUCUUACCGCCUUAAACGUAUGCAAUAGAUGGAUAAAGAAUUCUGAAGUGAAAUAGAAAAUUGAGUAGCACUUGCAAGUGACAUUCAGGAGUGUUUUUACUUGACUAAAUGAACAAGCUGCACUUAUACAGAAAUAAGCCAGAUUGUUUUAAAGGAUUAUUGAGACAAAAGAUGAGUUGCAUAAGUGUUUCUAAAGUGAGGAGUGCAACCCUGGAGAAGUGAUUAAAUGUAGCUGGGUAAAAGCAGAUACUGGUAUGUACAUCACAUUGUUAUUUACACAAAAGUAUACCAUGUUUAGACAGGAUUUUGUCUUCUACAGGGUUUCUACAUUUGUCUAAGUUGUCAGACGUGAGCACUGGCUCCUUUGUCACUAAUGAAGCUUGAUGGCUGGGCACUGUUUACCCAGAUUCUAGCGCACAAGUGCGGAGAGACCUGCCUGAGCCAUCUACUAGUAGCUGAGAUUGUAUGGUUACCUCUUUAUCCGGCCUUGAACCUGGACAUUCUGGGAUAAGAAAAACAGAUCUACCAAAUGGAAAUAAGGAAAAUGAAAUUAUAUUUUGUAAAUGUAGUUUUAGCUUAUUGCACAAAAUAGAAGCUAUAUUUCACAGAGGUUUGUAAAUUACUGUUGAAAGACAGUUUGGUGGCUGCAUCCCACCUCCCAAAAAUACAGUGGCUUUAUUUGUAAGCCUGGUUCUGUUGAUGUAAACAUGUCAGUUUGAGAUUGGUGUUGUACAAAGGCUUGUUCUCGAUUUGUGAUAGGGGCAUCUUGCUAUAUUAUACAAGGCUUGCUUGAAGGCAAGGUAAUUAGUUUAUGCUGAAGAUGGACAAUGUUGUGCAGUUAAUUAUCGUACUCUGUCACUUUUACUUUAACAUCCUCUUCAUGUGUAUAUCAGGUUGUUCCUAAUCGGCUGACUUAAUCUACUAUCUUUUGACACUUCUCCCCCAAAAGUUCCACAACCUUUUUCCUGUUUUGUUUUUAAAGUGAACUGAUGACAGCAUUUAUAAGCCAGGCACUGCAUACGCUUCUGGUUUUCUGAACAUUUUAUCUAGUUAUCUUGGUCUGGUCAGGUCAUUUAUCUUUCAACUCUGACUUAUUCGAGUACAUCAAAUGUUCACAAUCAGGCCUUGGAGGAAUGUCUAUAUUGCAUCAUUCCACGAAAUGCAAGUGAACUGUCGCAGAAAUGGUCUUGUACCUGAAAUUAAACUAAGCAGGAUAAACAGUGAUGGGUUCAGGUUAGCCAACGGUGAAUGUAUGACUUAUUAUUAGAGGUUUAAUUGUGAGAAAUAAAUUUCCUGAAGGAACUGUGGAGUCUGAAGCCACACCGAUUUUAAGUUCUCUCUGAAUGAAUGAGUUAAGGUGGGUCAAAUGGUCUUCCUUGGGCAUGAUUUUACAGUCCCAUGGUGAUGAGAAACAACGUCCUAUGUAGACAGGGUCCUCAUGUACACAAAAUCCUGUGCCAGGCUGGUGCACUUGAGAUGGAUGGACUCCGCCAUGAACCUCCACAGUGCCUCAGGAAAUACCGACACAGGGGACACACCUCCUAUUGGUAAAGGUUGAGCUGCCUUUGCAGUGAUUCAUGAUGCACUGGAUCUAUGCCUAGCUGAGCAGGGUUGUGUGUACUUCACAGGAUGUUGAAACUGCUCCUCCAAACCACCCACUAUUAUCAUUGAACAGAGAAGCCCGGGGGUAGGUUAAGAAUCAUUUCAGAUAUAGAGUCAUACAGCAUGGAAACAAUCCAACCAGUCCACGCUGACCAUAAUCCCAAACUAAACUAGUCCC